Apiotrichum porosum is the source of this 1656-nucleotide messenger RNA. RefSeq lists its product as uncharacterized. NCBI's taxonomy places the organism in Eukaryota, Fungi, Basidiomycota, Tremellomycetes, Trichosporonales, Trichosporonaceae. Gene Ontology annotation, cellular component: membrane. The coding region runs from base 1 to 1656 and encodes 551 amino acids. Gene Ontology annotation, biological process: transmembrane transport; carbohydrate transport. The transcript is spliced from 5 exons. Gene Ontology annotation, molecular function: carbohydrate:proton symporter activity. The record is from RefSeq and is a predicted model, not a curated record.
AUGUCCCAACACAUCACCAUCAUGCCCGGUGGUACCAUCUCUGCGGCCGACCGCGUGGAGGCCCCCGUCACGGUCAAGGCUUACCUUGCCUGUGCCUUCGCUGCCUUUGGUGGUAUCUUCUUCGGUUUCGACUCUGGUUACAUUUCCGGUGUCAUGGGUAUGGACUAUGUGAUCCACCAGUUCACUGGCAUCCCGAUUCCUGGCCCCGACGCCUCCGCCGAGGAGGUCGCCGCCUUUGUCCUCCCCUCGUGGAUGCAGUCGCUCAUUACUUCGAUUCUCUCCGCCGGUACCUUCAUUGGUGCCAUUGUCGCUGGUGACCUCGCCGACUACUUUGGCCGUCGCACCACCAUCAUUGCCGGUUGCGCCAUCUUCUGCGCCGGUAUCUGCUUCCAGGUCGCCACCACUGGCUACCAGAUCCUUGUCGUCGGUCGUGCCAUUGCCGGUGUCGGUGUCGGUUUCGUCUCGGCCAUCAUCAUUCUUUACAUGUCCGAGAUCGCUCCCCGCAAGGUCCGUGGUGCUCUCGUCUCUGGCUACCAGUUCUGCAUCACCAUUGGUCUCCUCCUCGCCUCGUGCGUCGACUACGCCACCCAGGACCGCAUGGACUCUGGUUCGUACCGCAUCCCCAUCGGCAUCCAGUUCGCCUGGGCCAUCAUCCUCGCCGGUGGUCUCUUCAUGCUCCCCGAGUCGCCCCGUUACUUCGUCAAGAAGGGCCGUGUCGACAAGGCCGCCCAGGCUCUCGCCCGUAUCCGUGGCCAGCCCGAGGACUCGGAGUACAUCCAGUCCGAGCUCGCCGAGGUCGUUGCCAACUUUGAGUACGAGCGCUCGCUCAUCCCCGCCGACUCGUACUUUGCCUCGUGGGCUGCCUGCUUCAAGGGUGGUCUCAAGCGCCCCAACUCGAACCUCCGUCUCACCAUUCUCGGCACUUCGAUGCAGAUGAUGCAGCAGUGGACCGGUGUCAACUUCAUCUUCUACUUCGGUACCGUCUUCUUCAAGUCGCUCGGCACCAUCACCAACCCCUUCCUCAUGUCGCUCAUUACCACCCUCGUCAACGUCUGCUCGACCCCCAUUUCGUUCUGGACCAUUGAGCGCUUCGGUCGUCGCCCUCUUCUCAUCUGGGGUGCCCUUGGCAUGCUCAUCUGCGAGUUCAUCGUCGGCAUCAUCGGUACCGCCAAGCCCAACGACACUACCGUUGCCAAGGUCCAGAUCGCCUUCAUCUGUAUCUACAUCUUCUUCUUUGCCUCGACCUGGGGCCCUGGCGCCUGGGUCGUCAUUGGCGAGAUCUUCCCCAUCCCCAUCCGUGCCCGUGGUGUCGCUCUCUCGACCGCCUCCAACUGGCUCUGGAACUGCAUCAUCGCCGUCAUCACCCCUUACCUUGUCGACACCGACCGUGCCAACAUGGGCUCCAAGGUCUUCUUCCUCUGGGGUGGUCUCUGCUGCUGUUGCUUCGUCUACGCCUACCUCCUCGUCUGGGAGACCAAGGGUCUCACCCUCGAGCAGGUCGACCGCAUGAUGGAGGAGUGUGGCUCGCCCCGCAGGUCCGCCGGCUGGCAGCCCAGCACCACCUUUGUCGAGCGCCGCGAGUCGACCUCCCCCGAGAAGGUCGGCAAGAUUGGCCACCAGGAGGAGCUUGCCACCGACGCUGCCGCCGCCGUCUAA